AUGGCGAUUCUAAAGGCAUGCCAUGACUCUCCUGUUGGGGGUCAUCAUAGUGGUAACCGGACUGCUGCUAAAGUUCUUGAAUGCGGUUAUUACUGGUCGACUAUCUAUCAUGAAGCAAAUCUAUUGGUGCGGUCUUGUGAUCAAUGUCAGAAGCAAGGGAGUAUAGGUAGAAGACAAGAGAUGCCCAUAAACUUUCUGAUGGAAGUGGAGGUGUUCGAUGUCUGGGGAAUUGAUUUUAUGGGACCCUUUGUGAGCUCUGGUGGCAUAAAGUAUAUCUUCGUUGCUGUGGACUAUAGCCUUAACGGGAUUGAUGGAGAAGUAUGGCGCAAGCAUAGGGUGGCAACACCCUAUCAUCCUCAGACAAGUGGGCAAGUUCAAGUCUCCAAUCGGGAGAUCAAGAGUAUUCCACCUAAAAUGGUGAAUGCAAAUAGAACUGAUUGUGCCCGCAAGCUUGAUGAUGCUCUAUGGGCAUACCAGACUGCUUUUAAGACUCCGAUUGGGACUUCACCCUUUAAGAUCAUUAUCGAAAAAGCUUGUUACCUGCCGGUUGAACUUGAACAUAAGGCUAUGUGGGCCUUGAAUAAAUUGAACAUGGAUUGGGAAGAGGCAACCAAACUCAGGUUGUUUCAACUCAAUGAGAUGGAUGAAUUCCAGUACCAAGCGUAUGAAAGUGCAACACUUUAUAAAGAGAGAAUGAAGCAGUAUCAUGAUAAGAAAAUCCUGAAGCGAGAAUUCUACAAGGGUGAUCCUGUCUUGCUGUUUAACUCUCGAUUGAAACUGCUACCGGGUAAGCUAAAGUCAAGGUGGUCCGGUCCGUUUGAGGUGGUAAGUGUUUCACCCCAUAGGGCGAUUGAACUGAAGUCCGGAGAUGGAACUCGGACAUUUAAGGUGAAUGGCCAGAGGGUGAAACAUUAUCAUGGGAUGGUUGAUCGAGAUAGAAUUGUUGACCGAUACCAGUUGAAGCAUCCUGGAACGAAUGUUGACUCAGCAAGUCUUGACCAAGAGUAA
This is a messenger RNA of Lycium ferocissimum, 1008 nucleotides long. RefSeq lists its product as uncharacterized. The coding region runs from base 1 to 1008 and encodes 335 amino acids. The record is from RefSeq and is a predicted model, not a curated record. The transcript is spliced from 2 exons. NCBI's taxonomy places the organism in Eukaryota, Viridiplantae, Streptophyta, Magnoliopsida, Solanales, Solanaceae. Gene Ontology annotation, molecular function: nucleic acid binding.